AUGGAAUUGAGGGAUUACAGCCGUCGCGAUCCAACAUCACCGCCCGAGGAUUGGGAACUAACGAGCCCUUCGAUUGCCAGGAAGCCUAUAGGCGCCAGCAAACUAUCUCCCUCGCCAUAUACCUCCCCCGAUUACGCCACGACCUCCUUUUCCCAGCGCGCAGGUCAACAACCUUUCCUACCACGACAAGAUACAACCGACACAACCUACUACGGCGCUUCAACACCACUGGGGAUAUGGGAACCCUCAGCCCCUCAUGCGCCGGGUUCCGGUCGACCGCAACCUUAUAGAGAGGAUAGUCAAGCUUCACUCUUGAUGAGCGGCGAUGGUCCAAGAAAUCCUCCUCCGCACAUGCCCCAGGCCGGUCAAGGUCCCCCUCCGCCGACUCCCCCGCACAAUAAUAAGUUUUGGGAUUGGUGGCAUCACAAUUGGAGGCCAUCUUGGAGCAUGUACAUUCUCGUCUUGUCAGGAAUUGCUUUCGCUAUAGGCCAUCAUUUCUACUACGACGCCCUUCAUGGCAAAGUCGCAAACGAUCAGCAGGGCAAGCUUCGAUAUGGCGCCCUUCUGGCCUUCUUGUCAAAAGCAUGUUUCCUCAACGCCGUCGUCCUAGCUUUCCGCCAGAGAGUAUUGAUGAUGAUCCGUCGCAAGAUGCUUACACUGGCUACUCUUGACUCGCUUUUUGCAGCGUCUGAAGACCUGACAGCUUUGCUCAACUGGGAGGCCUGGGUAAAUGCUAAGUUCGCCAUGGCUCUGACAAUAUUUAUUUGGACGUCGCCUCUGAUUGUCAUAUUCACAUCCUACACCCUGACCGUCAGGCCUCAGCGAAAGGAUGAGAUGACGCGAUGUCCAAACGCUCGCACCCUGAACUUUGAGCACGAAGAGGUGGUUUACUGGAGAGAUCCAGUCAAGGUCAAUAAUUACUUCGAGACCUCUGUAUCCGUAUGGAACACGACCGCAGCUGGCGACAGUAUCAACAAAACCAAUCCCAACGAGUUUGACUAUUUCACCAGCAACAGUCAACAGUUCGAGUCUAUUGCCCUCAAGACGGCAUACGCGCAGCAAGCAAUCAUGCGACCCAAUGCGCCGGAAGAGAUUUGUGGUGCAGGUUGGAAUUGCUCUUACACCAUCGAAUUUACUGGUCCAGGAUACAAAUGCACAAACUUGGCCUCGGGAGUUAGGGCGGAUGUCAAGAAGCUUGGUAACGCAAAGUGUCCGUUCGACACAAACGCCCUUGCGCCCUUAGGAAACUACACAUACUAUGCAAUGCUCGACCGAGGCGAUUACGAAAACCCACAAAUCCCGGCAGACAUCGGCGGAAGGCCCAAGCAGAAACCGCCAUAUCCGAAAAACCUGGGGGCAUUCCGGACCGAGCCCAUCCUAUGGUUUGGCUAUGCUGAGGUGGACGACAGAGAGAAGUCCCAGCCAUCGGACCCAGGUAAAGGCGACUGGUACAAAGCUUACACCCCGACCAUCUUUGGGUGCGAGCACUACCAAACCGAGUACAAGGUUCAAUUAAACUACACUGGUGGUGUUCAGUCUCAUAAUGUGACGAGCCGCAAGUUUGUUAAAAAGGUGAUCGACACAACCUUUGUACCCGGCAAAAAGGACCCGGACAAAAGACUUAAGGAUCGGACUGUGGCGGAACCCGAGGAGAAUUAUGUAUACCCUCAAAACAUUACGGAUUACCGACUGACGGCCGCGUACCAUGCUGUGGGAUCCCAGCUGCGAACGAUUCUGAACGGCACCACGACGAUGCCGCAUUUCAUCGUCAAUAGCAAGAUCCUCCAGACGAGGCUUGUUGACCGCCUAAAUUACCUUCCCGUCAAGAACUUUCCCCUCGAAGUGCAAAGGUUUUACGAGGAGAUUUUAAUAUCGUUUCUGUCGGAUCCGCAGAUGUCUGCUGUCUCGUGGGCUGCCAAACCAUCUAACUACUCUGGCAAAUUCAAGAGCGGGAAAGGGCUAGAUUAUCCCUGUGUAAAAUGGCAAGAAAGGAACUCUUUCUUUUACAACUAUGCGCAAUUGUGGGCAGUAUAUGCGAUCUCCAUAGGUAUCACAAUCCUUGCGGUCGCAUCAGGUGUGGCGGCAAUGGAGGAGAACGCCAUCAUGCGAAGCUUAAGCUUCUCCGCCAUUCUUGCCGCAUCGAGAGCUUCCAGUCUCGAUAAACUACGAUGGGAGCAAGAGGCUGAACUCAAGAGUCGAAAGAUUGGAUUCGGAGUCGUGGCAGAUCCGACUGGUGAGAGAACAUACUCUUUCGGCGUAGAGGGGGACGUCAGUCAGGAAAAAGAGGCCGCGAUGGCUACAGGGCGCUCGCCGGGCAUCUCGGUGAUGAAUUGGGGCGACAGGGCAGCGCGCAGAAUGAGUUAUGCCAUGUUGAACAAAAGGGACAGACCCGAAGAUUAG
Molecule: messenger RNA, 2400 nt
Organism: Fusarium venenatum
Lineage: Eukaryota; Fungi; Ascomycota; Sordariomycetes; Hypocreales; Nectriaceae
Source: RefSeq, a predicted model, not a curated record